This is a messenger RNA of Striga hermonthica, 2253 nucleotides long. The record is from the annotation of a GenBank genome assembly. Lineage: Eukaryota; Viridiplantae; Streptophyta; Magnoliopsida; Lamiales; Orobanchaceae.
AUGGGGGAGACUGGGGAUACCCCUAUUUCUAGCAACCCGGCCGUUCGUAGGUCCUCUAGAAGUAAAAGAGGGUUGAGGAAUUACAAUGAGAAUCUGAUGGAUGACUUAAUAGAUAAACAAAUCGGGUCCUCUUCGAGAAAGAAAAACAGGACACGUGAGGAUCUGGAGAAAGAAACCAAAACCGAAGCCAUGAUUGCUUUGUCCUUAGGGUUCCCUAUAGACGAGCUGCUUGACGAGGAAAUCAAAGCUGGGGUCGUGAGAGAACUUGGCGGGAAAGAGCAGAAUGACUACAUUGUCGUGAGGAACCAUAUACUUGCCAAGUGGAGGGAUAACGUGCGCACGUGGCUCUCCAAAGGGCAGAUAAGGGAAACCGUUAGCAACGACUAUGCGCACAUAAUAAAUGCAGCUUACGAUUUCCUUUUAAACAACGGGUACAUUAAUUUUGGGGUCUCCGCAUGCUUCGAGUCGCAAAUAUUCGAGGAAAACCAAGAAACUUCCGUGAUAGUAAUCGGCGCUGGGUUAGCCGGAUUAGCUGCAGCUCGGCAGCUCAGGUCUUUUGGUUAUAAAGUGUUUGUUCUGGAAGGAAGAAACCGACCGGGUGGGCGGGUUUACACCCAAAAAAUAGGUCAGAAGGGCACAUACGCCACAGUAGACCUCGGAGGAAGUGUGAUAACGGGCAUUCACGCCAACCCUUUAGGUGUUUUGGCUCGGCAGCUCUCGAUCCCUCUUCACAAGGUGAGGGAUAACUGCCCCCUGUACAAGCCCGAUGGGGGGCCCGUCGACAAAGAAAUCGAUUCGAACGUUGAGUUAAUCUUCAACAAGCUGCUCGAUAAGGUCUCGCAGCUCAGAGGAAUAAUGGGCGGAUUUAUCGCCAACAUUUCACUCGGUUCGGUUCUUGAAACUCUCAGGCAGUUGUACGCCGUGGCUCGGAGUGAAGAGGAAAGGCAGCUUCUCGACUGGCAUUUUGCGAAUUUGGAGUUUUCAAACGCGGGCAGCCUCUCGAACCUCUCGGCCGCUUACUGGGAUCAGGACGACCCUUACGAGAUGGGCGGGGACCACUGUUUUCUGGCGGGUGGGAACUGGUGGCUGAUUCGAGCCCUGUGCAAAGGAAUCCCGAUUUUGUAUGAGAAGAUCGUGCACACGAUUAGGUAUGGUGAGGAAGGUGUGGAGGUCCUUGCCGGAGAUCAAGUGUUUCAGGCAGAUAUGGUUCUCUGCACAGUUCCGCUCGGUGUUCUGAAGAAGAAAACGAUUAAAUUCGAGCCCGAGUUGCCGGAACAGAAGGUGGCGGCAAUAGAGAGGCUCGGGUUUGGGCUGCUGAAUAAAGUUGCCAUGGUCUUUCCUCACAAUUUCUGGGGUGAAGAUUUGGACACGUUCGGCUCGUUGAGCGAGACCAGUCAACGGAGGGGCGAAUUCUUCUUGUUCUACAGCUAUCAUACGGUUUCGGGUGCUCCGGUGCUCGUGGCUUUGGUGGCGGGCGAAGCUGCACAGCUGUUUGAGAAUGCGGACCCCACUUCUUCAGUCCAUCGUGUUUUGAGUAUUCUUAGAGGCAUUUAUGGUCCCAAAGGAGUAGACGUGCCGAAUCCAAUACAAUCGAUUUGCACAAGAUGGGGCUCGGAUCCCCUUUCAUACGGCUCGUAUUCGCACAUAAAGGUACAAUCUUCAGGGGACGAUUACGAUAUUCUUGCUGAAAGUAUCGGGGGCCGUCUGUUUUUCGGAGGGGAGGCCACGACCCGACAGUAUCCAGCCACCAUGCACGGUGCUUACCUUAGCGGGCUCAGGGAAGCCGCCCGAAUCCUCCGAACCACGAGACAGAGGAAAAUCGAUCAAAACCCGAAGAAGCCCGUGUCGAAAAAUCUCGGCUUGAAUGGUGAUGUACUGUCAAAACUAUUUGAGAGGCCCCAUUUAGCAUUUGAUGAUGAUUUCUGCUUUGUGUUCUUCGACCCUUUAUCCGAUGAGGACCCAAAGUCGUUAGGCCUGAUGAGGGUGGCUCUCGAGGCCCAGCCCAAUGAGAGUUGUGGGGACAGGCAGUUGAGUCAGCAGUUAAUGCUUUAUGCAGUGGUGACCCGAGAACAGGCCUGGGAGUUGGAGAAAGUUGGUGGGGAAAAAUCGAGCAAGUUGUGUUUUUUGUCGCGUAAGCUUGGGAUCAAGCUGAUGGGGGCCGAUGCAAUAGGGACUUCGGCAAAUGGGUUGAUUGCUAAAAUUAGUAGCGUGAGAAGAAGUAGGAUUCGGUCCCGUGUGGUUGGGGGGAAGUGA